Messenger RNA from Aspergillus costaricaensis CBS 115574, 2466 nucleotides. Its product is annotated as Zn(II)2Cys6 transcription factor. The transcript has 6 exons. Gene Ontology annotation, biological process: DNA-templated transcription. Gene Ontology annotation, molecular function: DNA-binding transcription factor activity, RNA polymerase II-specific; zinc ion binding; DNA binding. NCBI's taxonomy places the organism in Eukaryota, Fungi, Ascomycota, Eurotiomycetes, Eurotiales, Aspergillaceae. The coding region runs from base 1 to 2331 and encodes 776 amino acids. Gene Ontology annotation, cellular component: nucleus. The record is from RefSeq and is a predicted model, not a curated record.
AUGGAUUGGAGACAGAAAGUGACCGGCCUCAAAGCCAGACUAUCUUGUCGUUCCACACCUGCUGUGGACAGGGUGGACGAAUCACGCAAGAGAGACGCGCAGCAAAGUACACCAUCCACUGCCACAUCGACAACCAAAAAACGUCAUUUUCAAUCUGCAAAUCAUCGGCCGACCGACUGUCGCAUGGCGUCAAAUUCUCCGAAUCCAACAACUCCCCAUCAAUUCCACACUCGCUCGCCACCUCCUACCAUUCGCCCCUAUAGAUCAAAACGACACCCCCCAUGUGACGGAUGCCGACGGAGAAAAGUACGCUGCGAAGCCGAUCACCAUGGCAGCUGUCAGCGCUGUUUAGCUGCGGGUCAGUAUUGUUCCUUUACUCGUCUUCGCCCUCGCCCUCGGCCUCACUCUCGUCAGGGCACUGUGCCGCCGAAACCACCUUCACCAGAAACCCGACCGGUCGCAACAAGCAACUUGCAAGCGACCGAGGAUCUGGUGGUGGACCAAGAAGAUCCCCCAGUUGCGCAUCAAGCAGUCGAUAUCCCUUUCUUCGAGCUAGACACGGUGAGAAUCUCUGCAGAUCCAGGCGGCACACGCCCGCACACGCCUUCUGCCUUCAAAGAAAGACACACGCAUCAGACCAUCCAGACACUUGAUGGUUUGGCUGGUGUAUCCUACCAGGUCAAUGGCGCGUCAGCCGAAUCUGACCCAUGGCUUCUCAGACACUGCAAAUUCAACGACAGAGGCUUCCUCUCCUUCCACCAAGUGCACUUCCGGAACGCAGGGGGCGUUCCGUUUGACGAGAAAAUUCCCUGCCAUUUUUUGGUCUCGUCGGAUCAGCUCUAUGAGUCUUCCAAGGCUCAGCUGCUUCCGCCAGACCCACUGAACACACAUGAGCAAUUAAACCACAUUGUCCCCCCCGAAUGUGGCCAGAGAUUGGUAGUGCUCUUUAUGAAAUUUAUUUUUCCCACGCUGCCAAUUAUUUCGCGGUCACAUUUUGGGCUUGCAGCAGCAGGCACGGUGCCCGACCAGAGUAUCCUUCAAAGGACACCAUUGUGUCUUUUGGCUGCAAUCUACGCAUCCGCACAGCCAUUCGCCAAGUUUGAUAACUAUCUCUGCUUGAUCGAUGCGUACGCUCCUCCCCCGACUGAUCUGCUCUGGCGCAUGGUUCUUGACCUUCUGCUACGGGACAUCCACACUGCCCGUCUUUCGACCCUUCAAGCAGGAAUUCUCUACCUUCACCGACCGAUCAGCGCCACCGAAAGUGCUGUGGCUGAUAGUGCCUUCACCUGGUCCUUGGUGGGCAUGCUUGUCGGCGUUGCCAUGUCGCUUGGGCUUCAGUUGGAUUGCCGGCUCAUGGGACUUCCAUUAUGGGAAAAGAGGAUUCGUCGUCGCCUCUGGUGGGCCAUCUACGCCGAAGAUAAGUGGCGUUGCUUGCUUAUUGGGCGUCCGUCUUACAUAGGAAGCGACAAUUGGGACGCCACAGACCUGAGCGAUGAUGAUUUCGUGAUGUCCGAGUGUCUGCGCCUGGCCCUGCAGGAACCUCCGUCCUCAUCACACUCUUCACACGACGUUCUCACUGCUCAACCAUUCCAGCAACUCAUUCAUAGCGUCUCCCUAAUGUUUAAUCAUGCCAUACUGACCAACCCCUGGCCCCAUAGCACACUAAAGGCGUCGCAGCGAUUAUCGCUGGAUUUUCAUGCAACGCUGGAAAUUGCCCGUCCCCUUUUACAGAAGCUCAAGGAGUGGUACGCGCACUCCCCAGUAUCGUCAAACUGCCUCCGUUUUGCCUGCAUCCUUCUGGAGGUAUUUGUGUUCCGCGCCCUCCUGCGGCCAAUGGUUCGCUCUGCCGCGCCGCCUCCGUUGCUCGAGGAGAACUUCGAGACAACAGAAUUUACGAACCAAUUCACCGACCUCCUGGCUCAGUUGUUCGACGCCGAAGAGAUCGAGCCGUCCAUGGCCAUUGACAUGUCCGAUGAGAAUGGCAUGGGAAAUGCGGUGCUCCGCGCAGCCGAUAAUUGCGCGGCCAAAGUAAUUCGUCUGGUGAUGCGUAUGACUACCAGUGACUUGUCGAGCUUCUGGUAUAGAUGGUCUCGUGUCGGAUUUGCAACCGUCUCUAAUUUCCUACUGCUACUGCUUGUACAAGCGCCCACGAAAGACCACGCUCUCCGUGCCAAAAGCCUUGUGGACCUUUGGCGUCAAACCUUACGGAACCAGAGCACAGGGUGUCCGGCCAUGAAUCUUGGGUUAGUCAGAUUAGAUGGGUCUCUUUGGCCUGGCCUGGCGAGAAACUAUUACCUCCCAAAGCAAGUAAAAGAAGUCCUGGAAGAAUAGGAAGGAGUUCUGUGGAGGAUGGUGCGUGUCUUGAAGAAGGAUUGAGGGGGCAAACUUACGAGAUCAGGCCCCACAAAGCGCCCCCAGUGCGUCUAUUGACUUUCACGAUGACCGGAAGAUAGAGAUUGAUAUACU